Strongylocentrotus purpuratus (purple sea urchin) is the source of this 4979-nucleotide messenger RNA. RefSeq names its product protein RRP5 homolog. The record is from RefSeq and is a predicted model, not a curated record. Gene Ontology annotation, molecular function: protein binding; RNA binding; DNA binding. NCBI's taxonomy places the organism in Eukaryota, Metazoa, Echinodermata, Echinoidea, Camarodonta, Strongylocentrotidae. Gene Ontology annotation, biological process: rRNA processing. Gene Ontology annotation, cellular component: small-subunit processome; nucleolus; nucleus. Bases 1 to 4941 code for a protein of 1646 amino acids. The transcript is spliced from 26 exons.
AUGUUUGGAACGAGCAACCUUGACAACUUGAAUUCCUCAACAGAGGUCAGUCACUUUGAGAAGCUUAGCAGAAAUGGAACAGAACAAGAUAGACAGAUAGAGGAACCAGAGGAAUGGCAUGAACCGGAUCUGCUAGAUCAACAGGAGAAUGCAACGAGAGAGAAAGAGGAGGAGAGAAGGAGAGAGGUAGAGGAGGAGACAAGGAGAGAGGCAAAGAAGGAAGAAGAGAAGAGGAAAAAAAUAGAAGAGAUUGAUAGGAAUAUUCAAUCACAGAUAGAUUACUUCCAGGAAAUUGCAGAGAGUCUGAAAGCAUUUGCUUGCAUGAUGGUAGAUAUGAAGGUUGUGAAGGUUGAAAUCAGAAACAUCAAAUCAAUGCUGCAAGAACUCACAGGGAAGACGAAUAGAGAUAGGGAGAGAGUAAGAGAAGACAAUGCUCGGGAAGAACAGUGGAAGAAUAGAGAUGGGGAGAGAGUGAGAGAGGACACUGCUCGUUACAAACAGCAGAAGAAUAGAGAUGGGGAGAGAGUAAGAGAGGACACUGCUCGUCACAAACAGCAGAAGAAUCGAGAUGGGGAGAGAGUAAGAGAGGACACUGCUCGUUACAAACAGCAGAAGAAUAGAGAUAGAGAGAGAGUAAGAGAGGACAAUGCUCGGGAAGAACAGCCAAAGGAAAGAGAUGGAGGAAAGAUGGAUGCAGGAAGAGUAAUUCUUAAAAAUGAUUAUAGAACACAUGUCAACAUGGGAGAGGAUGAGAAUUAUACAGGUAAUGAAUACUUGGAGGAAAGUGAUGAUGAUCAAGCUGAACGGUUUGUGGACAUUCUUGGUGAUGACAGUGACAGUGGAGAUGAUGGUUUUGGGAUUGAAGAGAGAGGUGCAAGAAGGAUAGAUGAAGAUUCUGUACAAUUAGAUAAGAUGGGAGAGGAGGAUAGCAGAAGUGAUGCCAGAAUCAGUGUGUCAGAACGAGACAAGGAAGAUUUGGGUCAAGAGAAGAUUUCAGUAAAGGCAACAUCUUCAGAGAGGGUGACGACAGAUGUAGAGAAAGCUUGUUCAAAAAAGAGGAUGGCGUGGGAGAAAUUGUCUAUGGGAGUGAUUUGUCACCUGUAUAAAAGGGCUAUUUCGAAGGGUAAUUUUGCAAGGAGUGUACUGAGGAAGCUAGUUGGUGAUGACAUUCUGGUUAAAAGCACCUGCUCGGGGAAAGGAGGUAGACCAUAUGAGCAAGCGAUAGACCCUGACAUACUACAGUAUGCCCUGGAGACAACAUACGAUGUGUAUGGUGUUGAAGAACAUGCAAAGGAAAAAUGCCGCCGGGAAUGUGUCCAAUCAAUUGAUUCGCAUUGUAGGCAACUGUUCAACUCGCAAACCAAGAAGCCGUCAAACAGGGAUGGAAUGAGUGAAAGAAAGGCUCAGGGAACAGAGAUGCCACCAUGGCAGCGUUUAUCUGACAAAGAAAUUGUCAAAGUAAAAAUCAGCAAGGUCAAACAAGAUGGACUCGAGGUCAUCCAGUUGCCUGGCAACAAGCCAGCAUUCAUUCCUAAGACCCAUCUCUCCGACCAUCCUGAUAUAUGUGAUGCUCUUCUUGCUAGCUACAGUGAGGGAGAUGUCAUAGACCAGGCCCUGACUUGGUCCUACAGUGGCAAGUCCAGGACUUGUAUUGUGACAUGCAAGCCAUUGCUCUUAAAUGCUGCCAGGAACAAAACCGAGAUUGUCCGUGAUUUCUCAGAGCUGGAGACCAACAUGUUCCUCAUUGGCGUCCUACGUCACACCAUGUCUUACGGAGUCUUUGUGGAAUUCCCGAAUCAUAUUGUGGGCUUAGCACCAAAGGCGAUGAUGUCCGAUGAGUUUGUCAGUGAUACUUCCAAGCUCUAUGAAGUGGGUCAAACAUUGAGGGCAAAGGUCACAGAGGUCAAUGUGGAGAAGAAACGCUUCCUGGUCAGCCUGAAAACGUCAGAUUGUUUCCAGGACGAUGCAGAGGUGUAUACUGGGUUGGCCGGACUAGAGGCAUAUUUUAGAGACAGAGAUAGGGCAGAGCUACUUCUGAAAGAAAAGAAAGAGUUCAAGCAUGUGAUCUCCCACAAGGUUGGCUCUCUGGUCCAUGCCACAGUCAGGAGUACUCCAGGAAAGGGAAUCAUCUGUUCCCUCCCUCACGCCGUUGAUGCAGUCAUUCCACAGGAUCAUGUACAUGGGAAAUCCCCCAAAGUUGGGGAUAGUAUUGAAGCUUGUGUGAUGAAUAUUGAUCUAUCAAGCAAAGCUGUCACUCUGUCGCUGAAGCCAGACACCAUAGAGGGAUGCAAGAAAUCUAAAUCUAAAGGCAAAAAGGGCAAGAAAGCGGUUGCAUCUUUGGCAGAAGACAAAGGAAAGGUUCUGAUGGUCAAAAGUGAAUUCAUAUUAGCCCAAACAGGCCAGGGAAAACUUGUCUACCUGUCUGCAAAACAGCACCUGAACAACUUCUCAGUGCAGAAGGAUGCUAUAAAAAUUGGGGAUACAGUAACAAUAGGUGACUCUAGUUUUGUCGACGGCAGAUUCUUAGCAGCUCUGGUGAAGGAAGAUAAGCCCUCCAAGAAGAAGGAGAAAGAACGCAAGUCGGCCGCUGUCCAUGAUACCUCUCAGAAGUUAGUCGGUCAGAUUGUAGAUGCCGUUGUGAAGUCAGUGAAGGAAUCUCAAGUGAACAUAGAGAUUGAGGGUGGUCAAGGCUAUGGCAGGAUACAUGCAACCGAAGUAUCGGAUACAAUGAAACCGGGUUCAUACCCUCUGGAGUUCUUCACCAUAGGUCAGAAGGUCAAAGCAAAGGUCAUAGGUUGUCGCCGGGGCAAGAGAGGACAGCAUCUGGCCGUCUCACAUGGCCAUGGUGCUCUGUCUCUUUUAGAACUGAGCACCAGAAAAAGUGUGAUGGAAGCAGACAGUGUACCUUCAGAAGACCAAAGCAGUGAGAAUGAAAUGAAUGCUUUCCAAAUAGGACAAACAGUCACUUGCAUCAUCAACAGAUUCCACAAGGAGAUUCUAUGGGUUCACCUCAGUCGAUCUCUGGAAGGCAAAAUUCAUCGCCUAAAUCUCUCCAAGCAUGCCUCUACACUGGAGAACCCAGAGUCGUACUUCAAACCGGGUCAGGUUCAUAGGGCAAAGGUCGUGAGACAGGAUAACGAGCACAACAUGCUCGAGCUGUCUAUGAGCGGAUGCAUCGCAACCACCUUCGAAGUAGGGUCUGUGGUCAACUGUAAAGUGACCAAAAUCCUGGAAAACAAGGCUCAAGUUCAGCUCCCCUAUGGUCUUCAAGGCAGCAUGUUUGCGACGGACAUCGACGAUAUCUACCAAGAAAACCCACUGGAAAGAUUUGAGCACCAUAAAUAUCACAGAUGCUGUAUAAGUGAAGCCAGCACGGGUAAGCAUGGUGCUUCCGUCUCCAUGCGACCUUCCCAGGUCAAGAAAGCUACCCCGCCCUCAGGAUACGACCUAGAGAUACGAACCCUAGAUGACCUCAAGAAAGGUCAAGUCGUCAGAGGCUAUGUCAGGCACUGCUCGGAGAAGGGAGUCUUUGUCAGUCUUUCAUCAAAUCUCCAUGGGCGCAUCCUGCUGAAGAAGCUCUCUGCUUUCUAUGUGAAGGAUCCAUCUGCAGUAUUUACUGUCGGCAAGCUACUCUCUACCAAAGUGCUUAGCAUUGACAAGAAGUCUGGGAAGAUAGAACUCUCAUCCUCCAGCAAGGACACCGGACUGGAAGACCCUGUACCAGAGGACCAGAGACAAGCAGGAGUGAAGAGGAAAAGAGAUGGCACAAAGAAAGGUAAAAAGUCCACAGAAGAUGGGAAUGAUAGCGGACUAGGAGAAGCAGAUCCUCUCAGUGACACAGAAGCUGAGAUUAUAACGGUAGCUAAGAAGUCGAGCAGCGACACUCCAAGACUCCAGAUAUCUUCUGGAUUCAGCUGGGGUGAUACCACUACCAAACCAGCCACAUCAAGAAAAGCAGGGACGGCGGAUGAAAGUGAUGAUGAUGAUGACGAGGAAGAUGAGGAGGAAGAAGAAGAUAACGAGCCACCAGUCAAGACGAGCAAGAAGGAUUUAAAAGAGGAGGAAAAGGCCCAAGAAGAUAUUUUGUAUAAGACUGAGCGAGCCCUCAUGGAUGCCGAGAGGACCCCAGAGACACCCGAGGACUUUGAUCGUCUGGUUGCCAGCUCCCCAAACAGCUCCCUCGCUUGGAUCCGUUACAUGGCCUUCUACCUCCAUUCAGUGGACAUUGAGAAGGCCCGGGCCAUUGCAGAACGUGCUCUCAAAACCAUCAAUUUCAGAGAGGAGCAGGAAAAACUGAAUGUGUGGGUGGCGUAUCUCAACUUGGAGAAUCUUUAUGGAACAGAAGAGGAAGUUGUUGCCGUCUUCAAGAGGGCGCUACAGCAGUGUGAGCCAAUCAAAGUCUUCCAACAGCUAGUCAGUAUUUACACAAGGACCUCCAAGAUUGAGCAAGCAGAGCAGCUCUAUGAGACAAUGGUCAAGAGGUUCAAGUUUGACCCAGACGUGUGGAUUGGUUUUGGCACAUUCCUGAUGAAACAUGGAAAGCACGACCCAGCAAGACGCCUCAUGCAGAGGAGCUUCAAGAGCCUUAUUCAGAAAGACCACGUUAGUGUGAUCGUGAAGUUUGCCCAGCUGGAGUACCGCCAUGCCGAGUCUGAGAGGGGCAAGACCAUGUUUGAAAACAUCCUCAGUAACUACCCCAAAAGAACCGACAUCUGGUCCAUCUAUCUGGAUCUGACCAUCAAACAGGGCGACACAGGAACAUCCAGACAUCUCUUUGAGAGGGUCAUAAAUCUGAAGCUGUCAGCCAAGAAAGUGAAAUUCUUCUUCAAACGCUUCCUUGACUUUGAGAAGAAAUACGGAGACGAGUCCACCAUCAACUCGGUGAAGCAGAAAGCUGUAGAUUAUGUGGAGUCAAAGACUGUUGUUGCAGAGGACUCAUAGUUCCUGUUUAAAGAGAAGGUUGAGUUCUGGGAAGAGGU